Messenger RNA from Rotaria sp. Silwood1, 1533 nucleotides. NCBI's taxonomy places the organism in Eukaryota, Metazoa, Rotifera, Eurotatoria, Philodinida, Philodinidae. The record is from the annotation of a GenBank genome assembly.
AUGUCUACUCAUGGACAUCGUGCAUCAUCAAUAUCGAAUGUACCAUCGUCUUCUUCUGUUGUACAAAUAGCAUUUGAACAAAAUCCAACUCCACAUCAUUGUGGUUAUUGUAAAACAGAUGGAAGUUGUUCAGCAGGUAUUGUUGCUUCAAAGAUGUUUGUUGAUGAUUAUCUACUAUUGAUGGAUCGUGGUUGGAGAAAAUGUGGCACGUAUUAUUAUAAAUCAUUGAUGGAUAAAACAUGUUGUCCACUUUAUACAAUACGCUGUGAUGCAAAUAAUUUUGAAAUAUCUCGUUCACAACGACAAGUUAUACAAAAUAUGAAUCGAUUUAUUAAUGACAAUAUAAAACCCGGUGAAUCUGACAAAAUAUCAUCUAAAUCUCAGACUUCUGCUAGUUCAACUCUUCCUACAUCGAACAAAUCAAAAAAAACGAAAUCAACUAGUAUUCAAUCGAAAUCUACAACAAAUAAAUCGAACAAUAAAAUAAAGCUUAACGAAUGGAUCAACACACAACCAAAGACAAAUGCUAUUCAAUUAAUUUGUCAUAUGUUAACAAAUGAUACACCACCACCUGAUGAACUUCUUAAUCGAUUACGAUCUCGUCAAAAACGUUGGUAUAAAAAAUUAGUUAAACUUAAAACACAAAAUAAACUUUCAUUCGAAACCGAUAUUCAUUUAUUAAUCAAACGAUUUAAUAGAAUGAAAACCAAUUUAAUUCAAUCACUUGAACAAAUGUUACAAUUUAAUGAACAAUCAAAAAAUAAAUUUGAAUGUCGUUUACUUCGUUCAUAUCCACCAAGUGAAGAAUUUACACGUACAUUAAAAGAAUCUCAUUUAAUUUAUGAACGUUAUCAAAUGGCAAUUCAUGGAGAUACUAAAUCAGAAUGUUCAUUUUCACAAUAUAAACGUUUUCUUUGUCAAUCAACUUUAGAAAAAGAUUGUUCACGAAUACCAUCAUCAAAAAUUCCUUCAUGCGGUUAUGGAUCUUUUCAUUUACAAUAUUAUCUUAAUAAUAAAAUUAUUGCAUGCAGUGUUAUUGAUAUUCUUCCUCAAGGUAUAUCAUCGGUGUAUUUUUAUUAUGAACCUGAUUUUGGUUUUCUUAAACUUGGAGUUUAUUCAGCACUAAAAGAAAUUGAAUUGACACGACAAUUGGCACGUGAAAUACCUGAUAUAAAAUAUUAUUAUCUUGGUUUUUAUGUGCAUACAUGUGUAAAAAUGCGUUACAAAGGUCAAUACAAACCAUCAUUUCUUCUCUGUCCUGAAACAUAUACUUGGCAUCGUAUUGAAAAAUGUAUACCAUUAUUAAAUACUCAUAGAUAUGUUCGAUUUGAAUCAGAUCCAACUAAAGUUGAUGACAAUGAAGAAACUAAUAUUGAACAACUUAAAUUACGUGUUAAUGGUCGAUUAAUAACACCACUACAAUUGCAAGCAUUAAAUGAAAAUUACUUUUAUUAUUUCUUAGAAAUUUUAACAACUUUCGCUAAAUUUGCCGGACGAAUAUGUGCCAACCGUAUGAUAAUUGAUUUAAAUUGA